AUGGCGACGCGGAGAUCGGCAAGUAUGCCGUCACGGUUGCGGCAGCUUCUUUCCGGAGAAGGAUCAAUCGGCCCCUCUAUUAGACUCGACACUGAGCCUCCUGCGGAGAUCAAAUCGUUUAUAGAUAAAGUGAUACAGAGUCCACUCGCAGAUAUUGCGUUACCUCUCUCUGGUUUUCGGUGGGAGUACAGUAAGGGGAACUUCCAUCACUGGAGACCUCUCUUUCUACAUUUUGACAAGUACUUCAAGACUUUCUUAUCUACUAGGAAUGACCUUCUCUUGUCUGACAAUAUCUUACAAGACGAGGAUUCCUUCCCCAAGUACACUGUUCUUCAAAUUCUUCGGGUCAUGCAGAUCAUUCUCGAAAAUUGCCCCAACAAGAGUUCCUUUGAUGGCUUAGAGCACUUUAAACUCCUACUUGCCUCCACUGAUCCAGAGGUUCUCAUUGCAGCCCUGGAGACUCUUUCUGCGCUUGUCAAAAUCACCUCAUCUAAGCUCCACAAGAGUGGGAAGCUGAUUGGAUGUGGUUCUGUCAACAGCUUCCUCCUCUCUCUUGCCCAGGGCUGGGGCAGCAAAGAGGAAGGUUUGGGUUUGUAUUCUUGCCUUGUCGCUAACGAGAGAAACCAAGACGAAGGUCUGACCUUAUUUCCUUCCGACUUGGAUAAUAGUCACAACGAAGCUGCUUCUCGGAUUGGUUCUACCGUUUAUUUUGAGUUGCGUGGACAGAGAGUAGAUGAUGAUGGCACAAGUGCUACUUCUUCUUCGAGGGUCAUACAGAUUCCUGAUUUACACUUGAGGAAAGAGGAUGAUCUAGUGUUAAUGAAGGAGUGUAUAGAGCGUUUCAAUGUUCCCGCGGAGCUCAGGUUCUCUCUACUGACCCGACUCAGAUAUGCUCAUGCUUUUCGUUCUUCCAGAACCUGCCGGUUGUAUAGCAGGAUCUGCCUACUUGCGUUUAUUGUGCUUGUUCAGUCAAGUGAUGCUCAAGAAGAACUCGCUUCCUUUUUUGCAAAUGAACCCGAGUAUACAAAUGAAUUAAUAAGAAUUGUCAGAUCUGAAGAACCAAUCCCUGGAACCAUUAAAACUCUUGCCAUGCUUGCCUUGGGGGCCCAAUUGGCUGUAUACUCGGCCUCUCAUGAUCGAGCCAGGAUUCUAAGCAGAUCUAGCAUCAAUUUCGCUGUAGGCAACAGAAUGAUUCUUCUUAAUGUGCUUCAGAAAGCCGUGCUGUCUUUGAAGACUUCUAGUGAUCCAUCAUCUAUUGCUUUUGUUGAGGCGCUACUUCAGUUUUAUUUACUUCACAUUGUUUCAUCAUCAUCAUCUGGAAGCACUAUAAGGGGUUCUGGAAUGGUUCCCACGUUUCUCCCUCUCUUGGAGUAUACUGAUCCGACCCACCUGCAUCUUGUAUAUUUGGCUGUUAAAGCACUACAAAAGCUCAUGGAUUAUAGUAGUUCUGCCGUACCUCUACUCAGGGAUCUUGGGGGAGUAGAGCUUUUGUCUCAGAGGUUAGACGUAGAGGUUCAUCACAUUCUUAAGUUGACUGGAGAGAACAACACUGAUAUGGUAGUUGGUGGAUCUUUAGAAUCGAAUAGUGAUCAGUUGCGCUCCCGAAAGAGACUCAUCAAGGUUCUUUUGAAAUCUCUUGGUUCUUCUACGUAUACUCCUGGAAAUGCGAAUAGAUCUCAAAGUUCUCAGGAGAGUACGUUGCCUGCCACUUUGUCUUUGAUAUACAGGAAUGCAGAUAAAUUCGGUGGUGAUAUCUACUACUCAGCUGUGACAGUUAUGAGUGAUUUAAUCCACAAAGACCCCACAUCUCUUACUUCCCUGUUUGAAAUGGGCCUCCCUGAAGCAUUUCUGUCUUCAGUUGUAUCAGGAAUACUUCCUUCUUCCAAGGCUAUUGCAUGCAUUCCAAAUGGAUUGGGCGCAAUAUCUCUUAAUAGCAAAGGGUUGGAGACGGUAAAAGAAACUUCUGCACUGCGCUUCCUUGUUGAUGUAUUUACUUCCAAGAAGUAUGUUCUAGCUAUGAAUGAGGCCAUCGUUCCAUUCACAAAUGCUGUGGAAGAGCUUUUGCGACAUGUUUCAUCUCUAAGAGCCACCGGUGUUGAAAUAAUCAUUGAAAUUGUGGAUAGAAUUGCAGGCUUUGGAGAGAGUGGUUCUUCAUCAUCUUCUGUAAAUCCGACUGAGAGUACUGCAAUGGAAAUGGAUUCAGAUGUGGAGAACAUAAAUGCCGUCAGUCAUGAGCAGUUUAUUCAACUCUGCAUCUUUCAUCUGAUAAUUCUGCUCCACAGAACAAUGGAGAAUGCUGAGACUUCUCGUCUCUUUGUGGAGAAGUCUGGCAUUGAGGCGGUACUUAAGCUCCUCUUGCGUCCUAGCAUUGCUCAGUCUUCUGAAGGCGUAUCCAUUGCCUUGCACAGCACCAUUGUUUUCAAAGGGUUCACGCAACAUCACUCUGCUUCUCUUGCUCGGGCCUUUUGCACUUCUCUUCGUGAUCAGGUGAAGAAAGCUUUAAAAGGACUGCAAGAUCUCUCAGGGGUAUUCUUACUUGAUCGAAAACUUUCUCCAAGUUGUGGAAUUUUUUCUUCUCUUUUCCUUGUGGAGUUUCUUCUGUUUCUAGCUGCAUCAAAAGAUAACCGUUGGAUGACUGCAUUGCUUUCGGAGUUUGCAAAUGGAAGCAAGGAUGUUCUGGAGGAUAUAGGCCAUUUGCACCGUGAAAUUUUAUGGCACAUAGCAGUUUACGAGAGUGCAACGCUGGAAAGUCCAGAUGCUUCUCCAGAGUCGGAGCAAACAGAGGUGUCUAUAAAUGGGACAGAAGGACAAAGAUUUAGUUCUUUUAGACAGUUUCUGGAUCCUUCAUCUCAGAGAAGAACGUCAGGAUGGAGCUCGGAAUCGCAAUUCUUUGAUUUGAUAAAUCUUUACCGGGAUCUUGGACGUGCAUCAACUGGAUUUCAACCACGAGCCAUCACUGGUGGUCCCUCCAGUUCAUCAGACGUUUCUGGUAGCAGAGAGCUUGAAAAAGAUGGAUCCUAUUAUACAUCAUGCUGUGACAUGGUGAAGUCAUUGUCCUUCCACAUCAGUUACAUAUUCCAAGAGUUAGGGAAGGCAAUGCUGCUCCAAUCUCGUAGGAGAGAAGAUACAAUAAAUGUAUCUGCGUCAUCUAAGUUAGUUGCCUCAAGUUUUGCUUCAAUCUCCCUGGAUCACUUGAAUUUUGAAGGCCAUGAGAUUGCAGCUGAGGCAUCAAGUUCAACUAAAUGUCGCUACCUUGGCAAGGUUGUUGACUUCAUCGAUGCUGUCCUUCUUGACAGGCCUGAUUCCUGUAAUCCUGUUAUGAUAAACUGCUUUUAUGGACGGGGGGUGAUUCAGACGGUUUUGACAACAUUUGAUGCUACUAGCCAGCUUUUAUUUGCAGUUAAUAGGAACCACUCAUCUCUGAUGGAGACUGAUGAUUUAAAAGGAAAGCAAGAUGAGAAGGAUGAUACAGAUCAUGCGUGGAUAUAUGGUCCGCUGGCUAGCUACGGUAAGAUCAUGGACCAUUUGGUCACGUCAUCGUUCAUCUUGUCACCAUUCACAAAACACUUCCUCGUUCAACCAGUAGAAAAUGGGAAUAUUCCAUUUCCACAAGAUGCUGAGACAUUUGUGAAGAUCCUGCAGUCCAUUGUGUUGAAAGCUGUACUUCCGGUUUGGACUCAUCCACUAUUUACGGAAUGUAGUUAUGAUUUCGUUACUACACUCAUUUCCAUCAUCAAGCAUGUGUAUUCUGGAGUUGAACUGAAAAAUUUAGGUGGCAAUGGUAGCGGUCGUGUGACAGGUCCACCUCCCAGUGAAACAACCAUUUCAACAAUUGUGGAGAUGGGGUUCUCCAGAUCCAGAGCCGAAGAAGCUUUGAGACAGGUUGGAUCUAACAGUGUUGAGUUAGCUAUGGAAUGGCUGUUUUCCCACCCAGAAGAAAUCCAAGAGGAUGAUGAGCUUGCUCGCGCUCUUGCAAUGUCCCUUGGAAAUUCUGAAUCAGAUACAAAGCAGAAUGUUGUAGAUGAAACUCAAGAACAGAUUGAAGCAGAAGUAGUCUCACUGCCACCAGUUGAAGAGCUGAUAACCACAUGUACGAAGCUUUUGCAGAUGAAAGAACCCCUUGCUUUUCCCGUUAGAGACUUGCUUGUAUUGAUAUGCUCAGAAAACAAUGGGGAACACCGAUCUAGUGUUGUAUCUUACCUUGUCAGCCGGAUUAAGGAUUGUUGUCCUGUCUUCGAUGACUCAAAGAGCAAUCUGCUCUCCGCUCUGUUGCAUGUUCUUGCUUUGAUUCUACAUGAAGAUGCAGGUUCCCGCGAAGUUGCGCUGAAGGCUGGUGUUAUAAGAAUUUUGUGCGAUGUACUCUCAGAGUGGGAUUCUGGUAGUAUUGAUAAAGAAAAGUUUCUUGUUCCAAAGUGGGUGACGACAGGGUUUCUUGCCAUUGAUAGGCUGCUACAAGUGGACCAGAAAUUAAAUACUGAGCUUAUAGAGGAGUUGCAAAAAGGUGAGACAUCUCUGGCCAUUGAUGAGAGCAAGCAAGACAAGCUGCAAUCUGUUUUUGGCUCUCCACAGCUUGUUGAUGUUGACGAUCAAAAGAGGUUGAUUGAGAUUGCUUGCACAUGUAUCCGGAAUCAGCUUCCUUCUGAAACUAUGCAUGCUGUUCUACAGCUGUGUUCUACAUUGACGAGGAAACAUUCUGUUGCUAUCUGCUUUCUUGAUUUUGGAGGUGUGCAAGGACUGCUUUCUCUGCCGAGUAAUAGUCUUUUUCCAGGGUUUGACUCAGUUGCUGCUAGUAUCAUCCGUCAUGUUCUUGAAGAUCCCCAAACGCUUCAGCAAGCCAUGGAAUCUGAGAUAAAACACGCACUUGCAACACUUUCCAACCGGCACUCUAAUCCGAGAAUCUCUCCACGCAAUUUUUUGUUGCAUGUGAAUUCUGUAAUUGCUCGGGACCCAGUAACUUUUAUCCAGGCAGCUCGUUCUAUAUGCCAAGUAGAGAUGGUUGGUGAUAGACCGUACAUGGUAUUAGUGAAAGAAAAAGAGAAAUCAAAAGACAAAGAGAAGGAUAAGGACAAAACUGACACCAAGGCGGCAUCUAAAUUUCACCGGAAACCUCCUCAGUCGUUCAUUGGUGUUGUUGAGCUACUUUUGGAUUCUAUCUGUAAUUUCAUUCCUCCUCCAAAAGAUGAAAUGGUUGAAGGGGAUACUACUGUAGCAGACAUGGAUAUUGAUCUUGCCUCUACUAAGGGAAAAGGCAAAGCGGUUGAUACUACACCUGAAGAAAAGAAAGCUAAUUCACAGGAUGUGUCCGCUUCAUUGGCUAAAGUUGUUUUCAUUCUGAAGCUUUUGAGCGAGAUGCUGUUAAUGUAUUCUUCCUCAAUCCAUAUAAUACUUCGAAGAGAUGCUGAAAUUAACGGUCUUAGAGGUCCUCAACAGAAAAGUGCUCAAGCUGGUGGAAUAUUUCAUCAUAUUCUUCACAAGUUUAUUCCAUACUCAAGGGUGAAGAAGGAAAAGAAAUCUGAGAGUGAUUGGCGGCAGAAGCUGGCAAGUAGGGCUAAUCAGUUUCUAGUGGGCGCAUCUGUUAGAUCAGCUGAAGCAAGGAAGAGAAUAUUUUCUGACAUGAGCAGUAUCUUCAGUGAUUUCAUAGAUACCUCCAAUGCGCCUAAACCUCCAGUUAAUGAAAUACACAUUUUAAUAGAUCUGCUGAGUGAUAUGCUCUCUGCUCGGUCACCUACUGGAUCACAUAUAUCUUCAGAAGCUUCAAAUACUUUUGUUGAUGCUGGAUUGGUUAAGUCUCUUACUCGUACUCUUGAAGUGUUGGAUUUGGACAAUGUAGAAUCUCCCAAAGCUGUAACAGGCAUCUUAAAAGUCUUGGAGUUGGUGACUAAGGAGCAUGCCCGUUCUGCUGAUUCAAACUCGAAGGAUGAAAAUGCGAACAAUUCAUCUGAUCAAAUUCAAGCAGGAAGAGGAGAUACCACUGUUGAAGCAGGGGAAACUAUGCUUCAGUCGAAUCAUGAUUCCAUGACAACUGAUCAUGUGGAAAAUUUUGGUGGUUCCCACACCUAUGUUGGUUCAGAGGAUGUGACGGAUGACAUGGAGCAUGAUCAAGGCUUGGAUGGACGUUUUGCCGCAGGUGAGGAUGAUUAUAUGCAAGAAGCCGGCGAGGAUGCCAGGGGGUUGGAAAACAGGAUUGGGUCGAUGGGUAUAGAACUUGAGAUGCAUACCCACGUGCAGGAAAAUCCUGAUGAAGAGGAAGACGAAGAGAUGUCUGGUGAUGAGGGUGACGAAAUAGGUGAGGAUGAGAACGAUAAUGAGGAAGAAGACGAGGAGGACAAUGACUUGGAAGAAGAAGAGGAAGAAGAUGAUGUACAUCACCUACCUCAUCAUGACAUUGAUCAAGAUGAUCAUGAGCUUGACGAUGAUGAAUUUGAAGAGGAAGUACUGGUUGAAGAAGAUGAAGAGGAUGAAGAUGGUGAAGAUCGGGUAAUUCUCAGGUUUGAGGAUGGAGUCAAUGGGCUAAACGUUCUUGAUCAUUUGGAUGUUCUUAGAGAUCAUAGGUUUUCUGAUGAAACACUUCAUGUAAUGCCUGUUGAAGUCUUUGGCUCCAGACGUCAAGGACGAACAACUUCUAUUUACAGCCUUCUUGGCAGAACUGGGGAUGGUGCUACUCCUUCACAGCAUCCUCUUUUAACGGGAUCUCCAUCACUUCCAGUGUCGCAAAGUCAAACAGAAAGUAUGCGUGAUCUUACUGUUGGAGGUAGGGAUUCCCACGGUAGUUCUUCGUCACGACUGGAUGCUAUAUUUCGAUCUUUGAGGAAUGGCCGGCAGGGGAACCGUUUGAAUUUAUGGGCUGAUGACAGCCAGCAAAUUGUUGGAUCUGGCGCUUCUACCGUACCACAAGGCCUUGAAGAUUUGCUGGUAUCUCAGCUUUUACUGAAUUUAUGUUCUCAUGGCGAAACAAGGCUUUCCUUGGUUAAUAGAUUCAUGGAUAUGCUGAUGCUCGACACUAGGAAGCCUGUUAACUCUUCGAGUGUUUCCGAACCACCUUAUCGUCUUUAUGCUUGUCAAAGCAAUGUAACAUAUUCACGUCCUCAGCACUUCGAUGGGGUUCCUCCUCUAGUGUCUCGGCGUGUACUUGAGACGUUGACAUAUCUGGCACGAAAUCAUAUGUACGUAGCAAAGAUUCUGCUUCAGUCCAGGCUUUCCCUGCCUUCCCUUCAAGGUUCAGAACCCUCAGACAAGGCACGUGGAAAAGCUGUUGUAGUAAGUGAUGAUGAUAACAUGGGCAGAACGCAGCAGGAACCGGAAUCUGUAGCCUUUGCGUUGCUUCUUAGUCUCCUGAACCAACCCCUAUAUUUGAGAAGUGUGGCUCAUCUUGAACAGCUGCUGAACUUACUGGAGGUCAUCAUUGACAACGCUGAACGAAAGUCUGAGUCUGCUGACAGAUCAGAUGGGUCUGCCAGCGAGCAGCAGUCAACACAGCAAGCAUUAGAAGUUGAAAACAAUUCAGAAAACCAAGAUAUAGUACCUGGCACAGCUGAUACAAUGACCAAACCAAUUGUCUCAUCUGGAAGUUCGUCAACCAGAGCAGAGAGUGAAUGUGAUGUUCACAGUGUGUUGCUAAAUCUUCCCCAGUCAGAGCUGUGUCUGCUUUGUUCAUUGCUUGCACGUGAAGGUUUGUCAGAUAACGCAUACACCCUUGUAGCGGAGGUGCUGAAAAAACUUGUGGCCAUUGCUCCAAGCCAUUGUCAUCUGUUUAUUACUGAGCUUACAAAUGGAAUUCAGAACCUGACAAGAUCGGCGAUGAGUGAACUUCACAUGUUCGGUGAAGCCGUAAAAGCGCUUCUAAGUAGCACAACAUCGGAUGGAUCAGCAAUAUUGCGGGUUUUGCAGGCAUUAAGUUCCCUCAUUGAUUCGUUAAUCACAAAAGGGAAAAACAAUUCAGAAGAGCAAGUUGCGGUGUUUUCUCAGCUAUCGAACAUCAAUUUGGCUUUGGAACCUCUGUGGCUGGAGUUGAGCAAUUGCAUAUGCAAAAUAGAGGGGCAUUCUGAUUCUUCUUCUGUUGCUACGUCUCCAUCUUCGAGUUCAGCAACAAGGGGAGCUGGAGUAAGCCAGUCACUUCCUGCUGGUGCCCAAAACAUCUUGCCUUAUGUAGAGUCGUUUUUUGUUACCUGUGAGAAAUUGCAUCCAUCAUCACAAGCUGGUUCAGGUAAUAAUGAUACCUCGGUUCCCAUGGCUUCUUCUGAUGUUGAGGAACAGCCCAAGGGGGGUCCAGGACCAAGCAGCAGCUCCAACUCCAAAGUGGACGAGAAAUAUGGUUCUUUUAUCAAGUUUUCUGAAAGGCACAGGAAACUACUCAAUGCUUUCAUCCGACAAAACCCUGCUCUGCUUGAGAAGUCGUUUUCACUAAUGCUCAAGGUUCCACGUUUUAUUGAAUUCGAUAACAAACGUGCAUACUUCAGAUCAAAGAUAAAACACCAGCAUGACCAUCACCAUAGCCCUUUGAGAAUCUCAGUGAGAAGAGCCUACAUUCUUGAAGAUUCAUACAACCAAUUGCGAAUGAGGUCAAUGCAAGAACUGAAAGGCAGGUUGACUGUUCACUUCCAAGGAGAAGAAGGUAUUGAUGCUGGUGGGCUUACGAGGGAAUGGUAUCAGCUAUUGUCAAGGGUUAUUUUUGACAAAGGAGCUCUUUUGUUCACAACCGUUGGCAAUGACUCGACUUUCCAACCGAAUCCAAACUCUGUUUACCAGACAGAGCACCUCUCCUACUUCAAAUUCGUUGGUCGUGUGGUUGGAAAAGCUCUGUUUGAUGGUCAACUACUUGACGUCCAUUUUACUCGUUCUUUUUACAAGCAUAUCUUGGGAGUUAAGGUCACGUACCAUGAUAUUGAAGCCAUAGAUCCUGAUUACUAUAAAGCCUUGAAAUGGAUGCUGGAGAAUGAUAUUAGCGAUGUAUUAGAUCUCACUUUUAGCGUUGAUGCUGAUGAGGAAAAGCUAAUACUGUAUGAAAAAACGGAGGUGACGGACCAUGAACUGAUCCCUGGAGGCCGGAACAUUAAAGUUACAGAGGAGAAUAAGCAUGAAUAUGUAGACCUGAUCGCUGAGCAUCGAUUAACCACAGCCAUUCGUCCUCAGAUAAAUGCAUUCCUCGAAGGGUUUAGUGAACUCAUCCUUAAGGAUCUAAUAUCGAUCUUUAACGACAAGGAACUGGAGUUAUUAAUAAGUGGUCUUCCUGAUAUCGACUUGGAUAAUCUGAGGGCGAAUACUGAAUAUUCUGGGUACAGUCCUGGAUCCCCUGUUAUCCAGUGGUUCUGGGAGGUUGUUCAGGCUUUGAGCAAAGAAGACAAAGCCCGUCUAUUGCAGUUUGUGACUGGAACCUCUAAGGUUCCUCUUGAAGGAUUUAGUGCUCUUCAAGGGAUUUCAGGAGCACAGAAGUUUCAGAUUCACAAGGCAUAUGGAAGCGUUAAUCACUUGCCGUCUGCUCAUACCUGUUUCAAUCAGUUAGAUCUGCCAGAGUACCCGUCGAAGGAACAUCUGCAGGAGAGGCUGCUGCUUGCAAUCCAUGAGGCAAGCGAAGGAUUCGGAUUUGGUUAACACAAACCAGCUUCCUUUUUUUUUUAGCCAUUUCAUUCUAUACAUAUACCUUUUGGGCAAAACGAACGAUUUUCUCUGUAAUUCUUACUCUUACUACCUUUGCUUUUCUUAAGAGUAUGUUUAAUAGAUCUUUUUAGAGAACAUUCCAUUAAAGCACAUUUUGUGUUUGUAAUUUCACAAACAAUUUAUCGUACCCAUUGACUCGAG
Messenger RNA from Eruca vesicaria subsp. sativa (arugula), 9795 nucleotides. NCBI's taxonomy places the organism in Eukaryota, Viridiplantae, Streptophyta, Magnoliopsida, Brassicales, Brassicaceae. The record is from the annotation of a GenBank genome assembly.